Aspergillus melleus is the source of this 684-nucleotide messenger RNA. Its product is annotated as hotdog fold domain-containing protein. NCBI's taxonomy places the organism in Eukaryota, Fungi, Ascomycota, Eurotiomycetes, Eurotiales, Aspergillaceae. The coding region runs from base 1 to 684 and encodes 227 amino acids. The transcript has 3 exons. The record is from RefSeq and is a predicted model, not a curated record.
AUGGCUCGACGCACGAUUGUUUGCCGGUUCAGUCAAGCGACACGCCAUCAGCCUCUGCACCGCGCGGCGCAGCCAGCGGCUCUAUUCCAGGACACGAGUCUGGCUUAUGCGUCCCCGUUAUUGCUCCACCCCAAGGGUCCCGACCCUACGGCCAGUCCCUCGCAGCAGCUCCUUCAGUCGUUACUUGAUGGGUAUAGACCCCGGUAUCGACCGCACCGUCUGGGGCGAGAAGCGGAGGCGAACUUGCGGUUGGCGCCCCAGCAGCAGAUGUGUUACUACAACGGCAAGCUGUUCGGCGGCUACCUAACCCUGCUGCUGGAUCAGAUUCUGGCGGACUGCUGUCGACCGCCGGACCAGCAUCGAUCAGCGGUCACCGCCUACCCCAAUACCUCUUUCAGGCAACCAGUCCCGCCGCAUGUUCCGAUCCGCUUGCGCGCCUGGCCGCACCAGGUGGAGGGCCGCAAGAUCUACCUUCACGGCGCUGUCGAAAUCCCCCCGCGACGAUGGACAGGGGGUGGCUCCAGCCAUCCUCGCAGAGGCCCUGUUUGUACAGCCCAAGACGUAGGGCCGGGUUUCGAAGGAUGGUGGCUGGCUACGAUCGAAGGGUUCCUAGGUGCUCUCCCCGCGGCAGCCACAGGCUCUGGGUUCGAAAUCGCCCGCCACGAGCGCGACGCCGAACUUUAA